Messenger RNA from Vanessa atalanta (red admiral), 1020 nucleotides. Its product is annotated as multiple coagulation factor deficiency protein 2 homolog. The record is from RefSeq and is a predicted model, not a curated record. NCBI's taxonomy places the organism in Eukaryota, Metazoa, Arthropoda, Insecta, Lepidoptera, Nymphalidae. The transcript is spliced from 7 exons. Bases 88 to 624 code for a protein of 178 amino acids.
GACGCACUGUUAUUGAAAAGGGGUCAAUGUUGAAGAAAUAUUAUUUGUUAUCGAAAAUAAACGAAGGCCCCUAGUAAUGUGAAAGAAAUGAGAACUGAAGCGUUUCUCAUAUUGAUGUUAAAUGGGCUAGCAUCUUCCAUGCGUCGGGGACCGCAUCACCCGCACGGCCAACUACCAGUGGAACAGAAGCACCACCACUACAAGCCGAAAUCUUCGGAGUCACUCACUAGGGACUCGCAACUGUUACACGAUACUAAACAUCUAGAGGAAGAUAAUAUGGUGUUAACUCCUGAAGCCUUAGCCAAGAUGUCACCGGAAGAAUUAGAAUUUCAUUAUUUUUCAGCUCACGAUUAUGAUCGAAAUUCUAAGCUGGAUGGAUUGGAAAUGUUAAAGGCAGUAUAUCAUACAAUAGAACAUGAAGCUCCCGAUACUGACAAUGAUGACUCUAUAGAACCGGAAUCGAAUAAGAUUAAUCUCUACAUUGCUCUUGUAGAUAAGACGUUGGAAUCGGAUGACGGCGAUAGGGAUGGUUAUAUUUCAUACUUAGAGUAUCGCGCGGCUCGUCAAAACAGUUCAGCUGACAGAACUCCAAGAGUUAUAGUAUCUGGGAACUCUCCAUCUUAACUUUGUCUAAGCUAUAAAAUAGUGCUAUGCGCACUGGUAGCGCGUCUGACAAGGCAGCCCGCGUUCGCCCCAUGUUGCAGCCUCUUUAAUUCCGUUCGAAAUGUCCUCGUAGGGCUCCAGGUCGAUGCUGUUACUGUAAUAUAUAAAACGAAAUGAAUUAAAUUCCCUGCAACAACAGUUCGGCGCCAGAAGCGUAGAGUGCUGCUUGAUGUGGCUUCUGACAAGAUAAGCGGUAGAGACACCCGUAAUCCUGGCUCUGUUGUCCGGUGAGGUAGCUCAGGUACAACAUAAUUUCAUCUUCAGUUAGAUAGUUGGCAUUUUUGUUUUCUAGGCAAAAUAAGUAAACAAAAAUAAUAACAACUUCAAUAACAUUAAGAACUUAUUAUAUCAACUAUC